AUGGAUUACGAAGAUCAAAAGGAAGAAACCCUCGCCACCCCCGGUGUCCUCGAUAAGUACCAAGCUGCAGGCAAGGUCGCCAACUUUGUCUUAGAAAAGGUCAUUGAAAAGGUCGUUCCUGGUGCUAAGGUUGUUGAUAUUUGCGACUUUGGUGACAAGCUCAUCGACUCUGAAUUGGCCAAGCAAUACACCAAGAAGAAACUCGAAAAGGGACCCGCUUUCCCCGUUUGCAUUUCCGUUAACGAAAUUGCUGGUCACUACUCUCCCCUCGUCUCCGACUCUGAAGAUAAGGAAAAGGAAUUCGCCAUCAUCAAGGAAGGUGAUGUCGUCAAGAUUGACUUAGGUGCCCAUAUUGACGGUUUCAUCGCUUUAGCUGCUCACACUGUUGUUGCUAAGGCUGAUAAGGCUGCCCCCGUUGAAGGUAGAAAGGCUGACGUCGUCGUUGCUGCUUACUAAGCCCUCCAAGCUGCUCUCAGAACCGUCAAGCCCGGUUCCAAGAACACUGAAACCACUGAAGUUAUUUCCAAGACCAUCGAAUCUUUCAAGUGCAAUGCUAUUGAAGGUGUCUUGUCCCACGACUUAAACAAGUACUUGAUAGACGGUAACAACGUUAUCUUAAACAAGGAAACUUUCGACCAAAGAGUUGAAGAACACGAAUACGCUGUCCACGAAGUCUUUGCUAUCGAUAUCUUCGUUUCUACUGGUGAAGGUAAGACCAAGGAAACCGAAUUAAGAACCACCGUCUACAAGAGAGCUUUAGAAAGAGCUUACAACUUGAAGACCAAGCACGGUAGAGCUUUCUUCCACACCCUUUGCGAAAAGUUCCCCGCUCUCUGCUUCUCCACCAGAAACUUCGAAGACGAAAUCUCCACUAAGUUGGGUGUUUCUGAAUGCCUUAAGCACGACUUACUCAACGGUUACCCCGUUCUCACUGAAAAGAAGGGUGAAUACGUUGCUCACUUCAAAUACACUGUUGCUAUCAUGCCCAAGUAAACCCUCAUCCUCUCCGGUCUUCCUCUUGAUCUUGCUGGCUUCAAACCCGAAAACACCAUUACUGAUGAAAAAAUUAAGGCUCUCCUCGAUACUCCCAUUCUUAAGAAGGAUAAGAAAUGA
Molecule: messenger RNA, 1113 nt
Organism: Tetrahymena thermophila SB210
Lineage: Eukaryota; Ciliophora; Oligohymenophorea; Hymenostomatida; Tetrahymenidae
Product: metallopeptidase family M24 containing protein
Exons: 6
Source: RefSeq, a predicted model, not a curated record